AUGGCGUCAGGCGCAGCGCAGUUCGUGGUCGAGCCCGCGAACGAGGCCGAGGCGACGCAGCUCAAGUGGAUCGGCCUUGCCAUCGUCGUCGGCUCCGCGAUCCUCUCCAACCUCGGCGUCAACGUGCAGAAGCUCUCGCACGUCGGCGAGGAAGGGCGGCCGCUCUUUGAGCGCCGGACGUACUACACGCGGCCGCUCUGGAUCACGGGCAUGGUGCUCGUCAUUCUCGGCUCGAUCGGCGACUUUGAAGCGCUCGCCUUUGCGCCGCAAGCGCUCGUCGCGGCCGUCGGCGGCGGCUGCACGGUCCUCGCCAACGUCUUCUUUGCGCACCUCUGGCUCGGCCAGCGCCUCACGUGGAACGACACGGCCGGCACGUUCUUGAUCAUCGUCGGCGUCGUCUUGAGCACGCUCGGGAACCAGCCGGACGCGCAGCUGACGCUGAACGAGCUCGAGGCGCAGUUUUGCGGCCUCGAAUUCCUCGUCUACUUUAGCUUCAUGUGCGUCAUGCUCUUUUGCAUCUUUGGCGAGAUUCGGUCCAUUGGCCGCAACUCGCGCAAGACCCACGAGUACCUCUACCGGCGCCUGCCCUACUUGUACGCGACCGCGUCCGGCAUCUUUGGCUCCUUCUCGGUGCUUCUCGCCAAGUGCGCGUCGAUGCUCCUCUUGCUCACGUUCCAGGGCCAGAACCAGUUUGUCUACCCGACCACGUACCUCUUUGUCGGCGGGAUGAUUGUGACGCUUGUACUGCAGACCGACUUGCUCAACCGCGCCAUCAUGUCGGGCGAUACGCUCUCGGUCUUUCCCGUCUUCCAGUGCUUUUGGAUUGGGUCGAGCGUUGUGGGCGGGAUUGUGUUCUACCGCAAGUUUUACGACUUUCAUCUGUUCGAGUGGAUUUGCCUCCCGUCCGCCUUGGGCCUGAUCCUCAUUGGCAUCUACCUCCUCACGCAGCACGCGAGAGACGACGCCGAGUACGCGUCCAUCAUGACGUCGGGUCGGUUCGGGUCGCUCAUGCCGCUCUCGCCGGCGUCGGGCUCGACCAUGGGUACAGGCGCGGACCGCCCGAUCUUUGGCAUGGGAUCCUUUCGAAGCAACUCGGUAGGCUACGGCACGCUCUCGUCCAAGAAGGACAUUACAGUCGCCGCGUCGGACCGCCAAUGUGCCGUCUAA
Messenger RNA from Saprolegnia parasitica CBS 223.65, 1167 nucleotides. RefSeq lists its product as hypothetical. The transcript has 6 exons. Gene Ontology annotation, cellular component: membrane. The record is from RefSeq and is a predicted model, not a curated record. Gene Ontology annotation, biological process: magnesium ion transport. Bases 1 to 1167 code for a protein of 388 amino acids. Gene Ontology annotation, molecular function: magnesium ion transmembrane transporter activity. Lineage: Eukaryota; Oomycota; Saprolegniomycetes; Saprolegniales; Saprolegniaceae.